This is a messenger RNA of Prunus avium (sweet cherry), 1964 nucleotides long. RefSeq names its product WAT1-related protein At3g28050-like. NCBI's taxonomy places the organism in Eukaryota, Viridiplantae, Streptophyta, Magnoliopsida, Rosales, Rosaceae. Gene Ontology annotation, molecular function: transmembrane transporter activity. The record is from RefSeq and is a predicted model, not a curated record. Gene Ontology annotation, cellular component: membrane.
CAAACCCAGCACAAACUUCCCUCAUCGAUGACCCACCUCCCCAUCUCCUCCUGCUACCGACGUGGAUCACUUGUGGGUUUAACAAGAAUCAAUGAGAUACUUUAAGUUCUUCGAGAGAGACAAAAAAAUAAAAUAGCAAAAAUCAAGCGAUCAAAUCAAAUUAUUAACCCAUAACCCACGCUGGAAUAUCUGGUUGGGGAGGUGGUCUUUUAUAAUCAGCUUGAUUCUGCUUUACGUUUUGGUGCAAUCAGGCGAGCAUAUGGUUGCGAUGGGCGUCUUCUUCUUUUUGCAGGUAUUUUACUUCUUAGAUUGGGUUAGGCAGGCACCUACUGAGUGACAGAAAGAUGUUUCAAGCCUUUUUAAGGAUCAUUGUCACCUGCGCAGUAGGCGUUGGUGUUGUUGCUUUGGUAGUCGGCACUACAUUUGGGUAUAUCCCUCCAUGGUCGUCGAUGGAGAAAGUUUGUGAUGGGUUGAGGUUUUUGUCCUUAGAAGUCAUUUUACAAAAUAGGUAAAUUUGUCUUUAAAAUUUUGAAAAUAAGGUGGGUGGGAAAAUAGGACAAGUGGGUGGAAAUAGCAGCACUCUAUAUAUAUUGUAUAAUGAUCAUAUGAAUAACAUAAGGGAAAAUCAGUUUCUACGUAUACAAACCAGUGACCACCCAUUUCCUCUAUCAUACAACAAAAUUACAAAUACAAAGGGGAAGAAAACAGAGAAGUGGUCCAAGUGGUUCUGUCUUUGUGACCUUGUGACUCUGUGUGAGUGUGUGCCUGAGAGAGAGAGAGAGAGAGGAUGAGCAUGGAGAGUUUACUGCCAUUUCUAGGAAUGGUGAUGGCGAUUCUGGCUCAAGCUGCAAAUAUGGUAGUAAACAAAGCAGCCAUGUCCAAAGGGACCAACAAAUACAUUAUGGUUGUGUAUGCCAAUGGCCUCUCCACUCUCAUUCUUCUCCCUCCAGCCCUCUUCUUCCACCACAGAUCAGGGCGCCCUCCCCUUACAUUCUCCAUACUCUGCAGAUUCUUCAUGCUUGCCCUGUUUGGAUGUUCUGCCCAGAUAUUUGGAUAUGUUGGUAUAGAAUACAGCUCUGCCACGCUUGGCACCGCCAUGCUUAACCUCAUCCCAGCAUUUACUUUCAUACUUGCCAUCAUUUUCAGGAUGGAAAAGGUGCAGUGGAGAAGCUCAAGCAGCAAAGCCAAAAUUUUGGGAACCAUAGCAUCAAUCACAGGAGCCUUUGUUGUAACAUUCUACAAAGGCCAGCCAAUCAUGCUGCUACCAUCAUCACAUCCACUCAAUCUCUUCUCAUCAAAAUCAAAUUGGGUUCUGGGAGGCCUUUUUCUUGCAGCUGACUCCUUCUUCACUUCCUUAUGGUACAUUCUGCAGGCAUCAACCCUAAAGAAGUACCCUGCAGUUGUGGUCAUAGUCUGUUUUCAAUGCUUAUUCACGACCAUUCAGUCUGCAUUAUUUACUUUAAUUGCAGUUAAAGAUGCAAAUGCUUGGGAGUUAAGGUUGGAUAUGGGGCUGAUUGCUGUUUUGUACACUGCAAUUGUUUCAAUCGUUCUCCGUUACACUAUAACCACCUGGUGUGUGUGGAAGGCUGGAGCUCUGUUUUGUUCUAUGUUUAAGCCUCUUGGAAUUAUUUUUGGUGUGAUCAUGGGUGCCAUCUUUUUGGGAGAUCCAUUCUAUUUUGGAAGUUUGGUUGGUGCACUUAUAAUUGUUACUGGGUUUUAUGCGGUGAUGUGGGGAAAGGCCAAAGAAGAGAAGCUGGUGGAAGGUGGUAGUAGUUGGGAAUCAUUAGGUCAAAAUAGAGCCCCUCUACUACAAAACAAUAUACAAGAGAAGCACAACUGCACAAGUAUCUUGUGUAAAUAACAAGGCAGGUUCUUUUUUGUUUGUGUAUAUUAUUAAAAUGGUCUAAAUGUAAUCAAAUGCGAAUAAAUUUAAUUUUUUUAAUGGUGAUUGUAAAGAUUCGAGA